AUGGGUAGACACGGCGUUAUCGCGUUCCACAAUUUUUGGGGCAUACGAGAGAAGGAUAUCACGGAGAGAGUCGAGGCGACUUGUGGAGAUAUCGAGAGCGGGCUAAUCGCCAAAUACAGGUACAAUUUCUGA
This is a messenger RNA of Ectocarpus siliculosus, 132 nucleotides long. The record is from the annotation of a GenBank genome assembly. NCBI's taxonomy places the organism in Eukaryota, Phaeophyceae, Ectocarpales, Ectocarpaceae.